Messenger RNA from Pipistrellus kuhlii (Kuhl's pipistrelle), 2114 nucleotides. It is a transcript of the gene TMEM129, whose product is annotated as transmembrane protein 129, E3 ubiquitin ligase. The transcript has 4 exons. NCBI's taxonomy places the organism in Eukaryota, Metazoa, Chordata, Mammalia, Chiroptera, Vespertilionidae. Gene Ontology annotation, cellular component: endoplasmic reticulum; membrane. The record is from RefSeq and is a predicted model, not a curated record. Gene Ontology annotation, biological process: protein ubiquitination. Gene Ontology annotation, molecular function: ubiquitin protein ligase activity. Bases 1 to 1089 code for a protein of 362 amino acids.
AUGGACAGCCCGGAGGUCACCUUCACGCUGGCCUAUCUGGUGUUGGCCGUGUGCUUCGUGUUCACGCCCACCGAGUUCCACUCGGCCGGGCUCACGGUGCAGAACCUGCUGUCGGGCUGGCUGGGCAGCGAGGACGCCGCCUUCGUGCGCUACCAUCAGCGCCGCACGGCCGCCACGCUGCUGUGCCACUCGCUGCUGCCGCUGGGCUACUACGUGGGCAUGUGCUUCGCAGCCUCGGAGAAGCGGCUCUUCCUCCCGAGUCAGGCCCCACAGGCCUGGCAGCUCUUCCUGCUCCUGGCGGUGAGCCUGCCCGUCAUCUCCUGGAGCCUGAUCUACUACUGGUCCCGGGACCGGUGGGCCCGCCACCCGCUGGCCCGCACCCUGGCCCUCUAUGCCCUCCCACAGUCGGGCUGGCAGGCUGUCGCCUCCUCUGUGGACACUGAGUUCCGGCGGAUUGACAAGUUUGCCACCGGGGUCCCGGGUGCCCGUGUGAUCGUGACAGACACGUGGGUGAUGAAGGUGACCACGUACCGGGUGCACGUGGCCCAGCAGCAGGACGUGCACCUGACCGUGACGGAGUCGCAGCAGCACGACCUCUCGCCAGACUCGAACCUGCCCGUGCAGCUCCUCACCAUCCGCGUGGCCAGUGUCGUUCCCGCGGUGCCGGCCUUCGACAUCCGGCUCAACUCCACAGAGUACGGCGAGCUGUGCGAGAAGCUCCGGGCGCCCAUCCGCAGCGCAGCCCACGUGGUCAUCCGCCAGAGCCUGGGCGACCUGUUCCUGGAGACGUUCGCCUCCCUGGUGGAGGUUAACCCGGCGUACUCGGUCCCUAGCAGCCAGGAGCUGGAGGCAUGCAUCGGCUGCAUGCAGAGCCGUGCCAGUGUGAAGCUGGUGAAGACAUGUCAGGAGGCGGCCGAGGGCGAGUGCCAGCAGUGCUACUGCCGCCCCAUGUGGUGUCUCACCUGCAUGGGCAAGUGGUUUGCCAGCCGCCAGGACCCGCAGCGCCCUGACACCUGGCUGGCCAGCCGUGUGCCCUGCCCCACCUGCCGGGCGCGCUUCUGCAUCCUGGACGUGUGUGCCGUGCGCUGAGCUGGCCAGGCCAGGGCGAGGGCGGCCCUGGGCUGCUCCCCCAGCGUGGAGAACGAGGGCAUGUUUAGAAUUUCUCUGCUGAAGUUCGGGCAGGGCCGUGGGAGAGUCUGGGGGCUCCUCCAUUUCCCACUCCUCUGGGUGCGGGUGGGUACCCGUCAGAGAGCACGGCAUGGCCCUCCCGAGUCUCUGGGCCCCUGAGCUGUCUGGGAGACCUGGCGUGUCUGUCCCGGACGCCCCUCACCUGGGCCACGUGCCUUACCUUCAUGGAGCACACCUGCCCCUUUUACACACCAGACCCAGGUUCCUCCCAACGGGCUGUGCUUGGUCCUCCGUGGAGCUGCGCUAGGACCUGGGCAGAGCCCGGCAGUGGAGGGGAGACCUGGCUGAGGCACCCCUGGGGCUGCCCCUGGAGGCCACGGCAAGGACCACUCCUGCCCACGGAGACCCUGGGCUUCCCAUGAGGAGCUGGGCAAGGGCUGGCUGCUGUCACUUGUCCUAGCUGUGUGCUCCUGGGGCCACUCCUGGCCGGAGGGUCGUUACCUGUGUGCCUUCCGCUGCCCCCAAGAGCCCAGGGAAAAGCCACGCCUUAGAUUCCUGGCGGGAGGCAUGGAGCUGAAGACCAGGCACCCCAGUGACAUCCUGCACCCACACAAGCUUGUCAGAACGCAGGCACAGGCCGGCCACGCCCCACAGCUCAGCAGGGGACGUGCCAGUGGUGAGGGCACUGAGGUGUCUGACAGUUCCUGGCGGGAGGACAAAGGCAGGGCCAGGACCCAGCUCUGGAGGCGUGGCUGUGGAGCCUCAGGCUUAUACUGGUCAUCUUAAGCAGGGUGCUGGGCCCGUUGGCCCACCUCACCCAGAGGACUGGGAGCAGAGUUUGUGGCCUCGGGGUGCUCAGCAGAUGGAGGCUUUAGAGGAGGCAGCCUGGAACUCGGGAUGCUGCCCAGGGAAGUGUUUACUACAAAAGACAAGUCUGUUGUAGCUAUGUGAUACAGUAUUUAAUAAAACAUUAGCCUGAAGUUAAA